CUGUCGCUCCUCAGCCUUGCGGCCGCUCAUUUGUCAGUCACAUCCGCUCCUGGCAGCGCACAGGCAAUUGUUGCGCAGAGAGCCUAUCCGGUUCUCAGAAACGGCACUCUCCAGGCUCUGAAUCAAGCCAUCAGUCGCGAAGUCAGUCAACGCCCUCGGAAGGAUACCUUGGCCGGAGGUGGCGGAAGUUCCGCCCUCACGAUCAUCCUUGCCACAGCAGUCGCUCUCUGCUACGAAGAGAUGCUGAUACCAGAGUCCACAAAUUGGAAUGUGCACUUGCAAGCGUGCCGUGCGAUGAUCGAAUGGAACCAGUCGCGAAACAGUGGCCGUCAGUCCAACGAUGCCUUGUCGAGAUUUGUUGUCAAGGAGGUGGAAGACUUCGAAAUCUUCAAGAAUCUCGUGUCGUUCUCGAAGCAGCAGCCCAGAACCAAGUGCCCCUUGCAGUCAAGUCCCGAAGACCGUCUCUGGGCUUUCACCAUUCUUAUUAGUGAAAUCACCGCAGUGGAGCGUUCCACCUAUGAACUCCAUGGAGAGGGGUAUGGGCUGGAGGAGCACGAGAUGGGUAUCUGGCGAGAAAGAGUGGAACAAGCGUACAAGCAGGUCUGUGUCACAGCGGCUUCGGCUUCACGGCAUGAUGAAGCCACUCGCAUCCACUUCAAUGCCAUGGUAAAAGCUCACUACUAUGCUAUUCUGAUCUAUGUGGAACAAGCCCUGGCGCCUCGCAGACACGCAGAGCGGGCCAUCGAUCUCCAUCUGUCCAUACUGUUCCAAGACCUCCAAGGCCUCGUGAAAGACUCUUCGCAUGUAUUCUCGCAUGUACUGUUCUUCCCCCUGUUCAUCGUGGGUACCGAAUGCUGGGGCGAUGCGCACAGACAGAGCGUGGUCCAGAAGGCAUUCAUAGAACUAAUCGCCGCGACCGGAGCAUGGUGUAACCACACAGUACUGCAGUUCUUACUUGCCCUCUGGGCUCGACCGGAUUACUGGGGUAUGGGGCAAUGGAUUAAGUAUGCUCGGGAGAAUGAGGGCGAGAUUGGGCCGUUCAUGCUUUUCUGA
Messenger RNA from Aspergillus japonicus CBS 114.51, 1053 nucleotides. RefSeq lists its product as uncharacterized. Gene Ontology annotation, biological process: positive regulation of transcription by RNA polymerase II. Gene Ontology annotation, molecular function: DNA-binding transcription factor activity; transcription cis-regulatory region binding. NCBI's taxonomy places the organism in Eukaryota, Fungi, Ascomycota, Eurotiomycetes, Eurotiales, Aspergillaceae. The annotation marks the transcript as partial. The transcript has a single exon. Gene Ontology annotation, cellular component: nucleus. The record is from RefSeq and is a predicted model, not a curated record.